Messenger RNA from Heterostelium album PN500, 1704 nucleotides. RefSeq lists its product as uncharacterized. NCBI's taxonomy places the organism in Eukaryota, Evosea, Eumycetozoa, Acytosteliales, Acytosteliaceae. The record is from RefSeq and is a predicted model, not a curated record. Bases 1 to 1704 code for a protein of 567 amino acids. The transcript is spliced from 4 exons.
AUGAAUCCAAAUCAGACAUCUACACCUACUAAUGUUGGUGGUGGUGGUGGUGGUCAUGCAGCAAUGCAAGUAUCUAACCAGCCAAACACCAAUGUAAUAACACCAUCGGUUAGUAUAGAUAUGCAAGCAAAACAACUAAAGAAACAUUUUCAACAGAUUCUUGUCACUGCAAACAAAGUCGUUAUAGAUGAACCAAAUAAACGUGUACAAUCUUGUUUGGAUCUAUCACAAAAGUUAGAAGAGUUUGAACUUUAUUGUGAUGAUGUAUAUGCUUAUAUUGAAAUUAAUAAACAAAAUAUAAUAUAUAAUAAUGUAAAUAAUGGUGGAUACAAUCGAUAUGAUAGUCCAGAGUCGUUGUAUCAGUCUUUGAAUGUAAGACUAUCGAGUGUUAAACAGACUAGAAAUACAGUGGAGAGAUUCUGCAAACAGUUGUCUACCGUACAGCAACAGUUGGCACAACACAACAAUAACUACAAAGAGAAUCAAAGAAAGAUACAAUUACAACUACAACAACAGCAACAACAACAACAACAACUACUCUUACAACAACAACAAGCAUUACUUCAAAAAGAUGAUAAUAACAAUAAUAAUAAUAAUAAUGUUGAAAUGGUGGAUCAACAGCAACAACAAUCUUUAACAACAACUGAACAACAACAACAACAACAACAAGAGCAACAACAAACUCAGCAACAACAGCAACAACAACAACAACAACAACAAUUACACCAAUCUACAAAUUCACCAUCUGUUUAUUCACCUUCUUUCUUAAAGAGUAGUACAGGUGAUCAACAAGGUACACCUUCGAUGAAUGUAGAGUCUGGUCAACACCAGCUUACUCCUUCGCAACAGGCAACCGGUGCUUUCAAUCCGUUGUCACCAGGCGGUUCUAUUAAUAUGCAGUCACCUUCGCCAGGUCUCAAGGAAGUAGAUAUGACAAUGACUGACUCGACAUAUUCUGUAGAUAAUCAACAACAACAACAACUUCAACAACAUCAUCAACAAACAGAACAAAUACAACAUGAACAGCAACAACAACAACAACAACAACAUGAACAAGGACUACAAGAACAAAUACAACAACAUGAACAACAACAACAGCAGCAACAACAGCAGCAACAAGAAGAAAAUCAAGAUGAUAUUGAUGAAAUUGAAAAGUUGGUGAAUGAACAACUACAAGAACAAGAAGAAGAGGAAAAGAGAUUACAAGAGCAACAACAACAGCAACAACAACAGCAACAACAACAGCAACAACAACAGCAGCAGCAGCAGCAGCAGCAGCAGCACGAACAAGUAGAUCAACAACAGCAACAACAAGAAGAUAUGUCAAAUCAAGUAGAUAUGAUCGAUGUAGAUAAUACAUUUGAAGAAGUUUAUAAUAGAGGUGAGAUUGUUGAUUUGGAUGCCGAAGAGAAACCAAUGACAACCGAUGAAAUUGAAGGAAAUCUAAAUGAUAUUAAUCAUGACAAUCAAAACCAAUCUGAUACACAACAACAACAACAACAACAGCAGCAACAAGAGCAACCACAACAACAACAAACAGAUUUAUCAAACAACACAGGUGAUCUAGACGAUGAAAUCGAAAUGGAAGAGGUCAUGGAGGAGGUAGUUGAAGUUAAUCCAGACGAUAUGUCCACUGUCCAAGAUGUCGACUUUAGUAAUUCAAUGAUAGAUCAGUUAACUGAUGAACAUCAACAAAACUUAUAA